Molecule: messenger RNA, 748 nt
Organism: Aplosporella prunicola CBS 121167
Lineage: Eukaryota; Fungi; Ascomycota; Dothideomycetes; Botryosphaeriales; Aplosporellaceae
Exons: 1
Coding region: 121-576 (151 amino acids)
Source: RefSeq, a predicted model, not a curated record
GUUUCCUUUCUAUCCUAUUCUUCUUGAGCUGUUUUGGUUUGGUAUGGUGUUCUUUUCGCUGCUUAUGUCCCGUUUCUUACUUCAAGCUUUUGUCUUUCUCUUCUCCUUUGGUACGGGCAAAUGCUGCUACACCUCACAAUUGUUUGGUUCCAUGUAGGACGGACGGCAUGGAUAAUGGAUUUCACUGCAAUGCUAUGGCAACCAGACGAAAGAAUUGUCGUCUACAGAGCACUUCCAGCGCCGAUGCGUGAAAGACGCCUAAAUCGGUACGUAAAACAUUUGCUCAGUGAGAUAGACACCAACAUCGGGCCCGCAUCUUUCAUUCCCUUCUCAGCUAGAGCAGACAAGCAGGUUCGUCCCAUUGUCCACAUCCCCGAGCGUCCACCUUCGCGCGAUCAGUUAGCCACUCAACACCAAGACCUUGGCCUCGGGGCCCAGAUCCAGCCAACCGCGAACCCACGCACUGGACCUGUGUCUCCACCGCCAUGCCAGACCAGCGGCAUCCAGGGAAAUAGCAGAUCGAUCCCAUUGCCACGGGCCUGGACCAGCUGGCGCGCAGCCAGGCAGCCGGGAUAGUCAGGAUGGGCAGCCAGAUAGGCAUGCAAGCACGCAAGCAUAUCCCCGCCGCGGAUCGCAAAAGGAAAAAGCAUCAACGCCAAAUGAGAGCCUAGAAGAAAAUCCCCGCGCCACAGAUCGCGUCUAUCUAUCGAACGCCUCUCGCUCGCGUGUGUGGGUGCGGGCGUGGCCA